AUGGUAGACUUCCUUAAGAGAAAGUUGAUGGCUGUAACAGGCAACUACAUUACAAUAAAUUUAGAUGAAAAUAAAAAAAUUCAAAUUGAGUAUAAUGAACAUUAAAAUUAAACAAUACAAGAUCUUAUUAUCUAGAAUGUAAAAGAAAUAGCUAAUGAACAGUAAAAAAAAAAAGAUAAGACUGACUUAAGCAAAUAGUUCUGUGUUCUUAUAAGCAUUAAAGACAAAAGAGGAGUGAUUUUUAAGAGAGUAGCACACAAAUUUGAACUAAUUAAGGACUUGAAAGAGUUCGAUAAUGCUGAAAGUGUAGAAUUUGAUAUUGAAAGGUAUCAUAAUUUCUACGAAGAUGAAAGAAAGAAAAGACCAUUAUUUGUUUCUUAAAAACUGGAAUCAAAUGAUAAAUUUUUAAUGAAGGGAUAAUUGGAAAAAAGGAGUAAUAAAGAUGGGAAGUUUAAAAAAAAGCAAGUUGUUCUUUAUAAGAAUCAUAUUCAAUAUUAGUAAGGAAGUAAAGCAAAAACAAUACCUUUUGAAGAAAUAAAAGUAGUAGCUCCUUCCACCGAUUAAUAAAUGAAAAACACCUUUUACUUAAUUACAAAUUAAAGGCGUGAUGGUCAUUUCUUUAAAGCAGAGUCUCUAAUAAACAUGAAUAAAUGGAUUAGCAGUUUACAGCAGAAUUUAAAUUACUACAGAGAUAUGAAAUUAACAACAAAUUAUGAUGAAUAGAUAGAAAAAAAGAAUAGAGAAGUAACUUUGAAAAUACAGAAUCACACAAACUCACUCCUUUAUCAUCUUGAAGAUAUUGUAAAAAAAUCCCACAUGGUUAGGAGUUUAUACAAAUUUAUAGAAAAAAAUUUAGCAUAACUUAAUAAAUUAGAUAAAGAUCUUUUAUUUUAAGUUAUUUCUAUAAACCAUGAUCCAUAAAACUUUGAAUAAAACUUAGAAUACUUGCGUAAAUAUCUGUGUGAUUAAAGCGAAAACACUUUCACAGACUUUUUAAAACAAUAAAAAAUCAUCAAUUAAUUUAGUAAUUUAUCUGAAAAAACUAUUAAAGAAUCAAAGUCUGUUGAGAAUGGAAUGAAUAACAGCGACCAAGUAGAUAAUCUUAAUAAAUCAAUUAAUUUGAAUUCUUAAAGGUAUAUAAGAGGAGGUGGAAGGUUGUUAAGUAGUUAUUAAACUUAUUCUUCUUUCAAUAAUGAUACUCUAGAAUCAAGAUUAAAAACAAUUACUAAGCCCAUUGAAAGAUUAAACUUCAUAUUUAUUUCAUACAUGAACUACCAAUAUAAAGCUACUUUUAAAUUCUCUGAAAUAAUUUCUAAAAUUUUGUGCAACUUCAGAACGGAAAAUUUCCACUACAAACCCGAAAUUAAUUUAUUUUAAUUCCACCUUGAUCACUAAGAAAGGAUGAUUCCAAUAUACAAAGACUACUAAAUGCAGCUAGAAAAAUCUCACACUUUUAAAUUAGAUGAAAAAGAUAUUAAACCGUACAUACAUAAUGUUAUUUUUUGA
Messenger RNA from Tetrahymena thermophila SB210, 1506 nucleotides. RefSeq names its product PH domain protein. The record is from RefSeq and is a predicted model, not a curated record. NCBI's taxonomy places the organism in Eukaryota, Ciliophora, Oligohymenophorea, Hymenostomatida, Tetrahymenidae. The transcript is spliced from 3 exons.